AUGUCUCUUUCUAACAAGCUAACUCUGGACAAGCUGGACGUAAAAGGGAAGCGAGUAGUCAUGAGAGUGGACUUUAAUGUUCCUAUGAAGAACAACCAGAUAACCAACAACCAGAGGAUCAAAGCUGCCAUCCCAAGCAUCAGAUUUUGUUUGGACAGUGGAGCCAAGUCUGUUGUUCUUAUGAGCCACCUGGGCAGGCCGGAUGGUGUCCCCAUGCCUGACAAAUACUCCUUAGAACCAGUUGGUGUAGAACUUAGAUCUUUGCUGGGCAAGGAUGUUUUGUUCUUGAAGGACUGUGUUGGCCCAGAAGUGCAGAAAGCCUGUGCUGACCCAGCUGUUGGUUCUGUCAUCCUGCUGGAGAAUCUUCGCUUUCAUGUGGAAGAAGAGGGGAAGGGAAAAGAUGCUUCUGGGAAUAAGGUUAAAGCCAAGCCAGCUGAAAUAGAAGCCUUCCAGGCUUCACUGUCCAAACUAGGGGAUGUCUAUGUAAAUGAUGCUUUUGGCACUGCUCACCGAGCCCACAGUUCCAUGGUGGGAGUGAAUCUGCCACAGAAGGCUGGUGGUUUCUUGAUGAAGAAAGAGCUGGAUUACUUUGCCAAGGCCUUGGAUACACCAUCCUUCAAAGAUAGGAACAUUUUUCAACAGUAUUUUUCCACACCACCUCUUUAUAAUGGUUACUACCUGAGAGAGUCUAGCAUCACCAUUAUAGGUGGUGGAGACACUGCCACUUGCUGUGCCAAAUGGAACACGGAGGAUAAAGUUAGUCAUGUGAGCACUGGCGGUGGUGCUAGCCUGGAGCUUCUGGAAGGUAAAGUCCUUCCUGGGGUGGAUGCUCUCAGCAGUGUUUAG
Elephantulus edwardii (Cape elephant shrew) is the source of this 846-nucleotide messenger RNA. Its product is annotated as phosphoglycerate kinase-like. NCBI's taxonomy places the organism in Eukaryota, Metazoa, Chordata, Mammalia, Macroscelidea, Macroscelididae. Bases 1 to 846 code for a protein of 281 amino acids. The transcript is spliced from 3 exons. The record is from RefSeq and is a predicted model, not a curated record. Gene Ontology annotation, cellular component: cytosol. Gene Ontology annotation, biological process: gluconeogenesis; glycolytic process. Gene Ontology annotation, molecular function: phosphoglycerate kinase activity; ADP binding; ATP binding.